This is a messenger RNA of Pyrus x bretschneideri (Chinese white pear), 4705 nucleotides long. Its product is annotated as paladin. The record is from RefSeq and is a predicted model, not a curated record. The transcript is spliced from 20 exons. The coding region runs from base 473 to 4231 and encodes 1252 amino acids. NCBI's taxonomy places the organism in Eukaryota, Viridiplantae, Streptophyta, Magnoliopsida, Rosales, Rosaceae.
AUAAACCAAGAAUCCGAAGAAAAAAACACGCUUUUCACGUUUAGCAGUGUGAAGAGUGAUUGAGGUGGAGUAGGAGGAGGAGGGGCCUCGAGGACUCUCUUCUGCCCCACUUCGCUUUCGCACUCGCACAUCAACUCAGCAACUCAGCAACUCAGUCUCAACAAAAAAACAUCUUGUCAUCGACAUCCAUCCCUCGCUCGCACUUUCUCUCUCUCUCUCUCUCUCUCUCUCUCUCUCUCUCUCUCUCGCUUUAGGAGAGAGACAUUUGUUUCCAGUAGAAACUGAGGAUUGGAUUGGAGUCAUUGGUCUGCGGUGUGCUUGCUUAGGGCAAUUUUUGACCUACGACGACUAACUAGACUACUGAAAUAGCAAUAGCAGUAGCACUACUAGAAGAAAGAAGGAAAUUGUUGCGGUUGCGGUUGCUGGUUUGUUUUUGAUUUGAUACCCAAGAAAGAAACUAGAUAAAUGAACCAUGUCGAUACCAAAGGAGCCGGAGCAGGUAAUGAAACUAAGAGGAGGAUCAGUGCUGGGCAAGAAGACCAUUCUCAAGAGCGACCACUUCCCAGGCUGCCAGAACAAACGCUUGUAUCCCCACAUCGAUGGUGCUCCCAAUUACCGUCAGGCCGAUUUGCUACAUGUUCAUGGUGUUGCCAUUCCAACAAUCGAUGGAAUCCAGAAUGUUCUUAACCAUAUUGGAGCUCAAGAAAUUGAUGGCAAGCGAGCACAAGUUCUUUGGAUUAACCUUCGCGAGGAGCCGGUGGUCUAUAUUAAUGGUCGCCCUUUUGUUUUGCGUGAUGUGGAGAGGCCCUUUUCCAACCUUGAAUAUACGGGAAUUAACAGGGCUAGGGUUGAACAAAUGGAAGCCCGGUUAAAGGAAGAUAUUUUAACUGAAGCUGCAAGAUAUGGAAAUAAGAUCCUUGUCACUGAUGAACUGCCAGAUGGUCAGAUGGUGGAUCAAUGGGAACCAGUGUCACGUGAAUCUGUGAAGACACCACUAGAGGUUUACGAGGAAUUGCAAGAACAAGGAUACCUUGUUGACUAUGAACGUGUUCCUAUAACUGACGAAAAGUCACCUAAGGAGCUGGAUUUCGAUAUUUUGGUUCAUAAAAUUUCUCAAGCUGACAUAAAUGCAGAAAUAAUUUUUAACUGUCAAAUGGGACGUGGGCGAACUACAACAGGAAUGGUGAUUGCAACUUUGAUAUACCUCAACCGUACAGGAGCUUCCGGUAUUCCAAGAACCAAUUCAAUUGGAAAAAUUUCUGAAUCCAGUGAAAUUGUUGGUGACAAUUUUCCAAGCUCAGAAGAUGCGAUUCGUAGAGGUGAAUAUGCUGUCAUAAGAAGCUUGAUUCGGGUAUUAGAGGGUGGUGUUGAAGGCAAGAGACAAGUGGAUAAAGUCAUUGACAAGUGUGCCUCUAUGCAGAACUUACGUGAAGCAAUUGGUACUUAUCGCAAUAGUAUUAUGCGCCAGCCAGAUGAGAUGAAAAGGGAGGCAUCACUUUCAUUUUUCAUGGAGUAUUUGGAACGAUACUACUUCCUUAUAUGCUUUACCGUGUACAUUCAUUCAGAGGGAGCAGCCCUCCGUUCUAGUUCCUGUGAUUAUAGUAGUUUUGCUGAUUGGAUGAAAGCUAGGCCUGAACUGUAUAGUAUUAUUCGCAGGCUUCUGAGAAGAGAUCCAAUGGGUGCACUUGGAUAUGCAAGUUCGAAGCCAUCUUUAAAGAAGAUUGCUGAAUCUGCUGAUGGUCGGCCUUGUGAGAUGGGUGCAGUUGCUGCCUUGAGAAAGGGCGAGGUUCUUGGUAGUCAAACAGUUCUGAAAAGUGACCACUGUCCUGGUUGUCAAAACCAAAAUUUACCAGAAAGAGUGGAUGGUGCCCCUAAUUUCCGAGAGGUCCCUGGAUUUUCAGUUUAUGGAGUUGCAAAUCCAACAAUUGAUGGUAUACGGUCUGUCAUCCACAGGAUUGGUAGCUCCCCAGUUUUUUGGCAUAAUAUGAGAGAAGAACCUGUUAUUUAUAUCAACGGAAAACCAUUUGUACUUCGCGAGGUUGAAAGGCCUUACAAAAAUAUGCUCGAGUACACGGGUAUUGAUCGUGAGAGGGUGGAGAGGAUGGAAGCUCGGUUAAAAGAAGAUAUCUUGCGAGAAGCCGAUCAUUAUGGGGGUGCCAUAAUGGUUAUUCAUGAAACAGAUGAUGGGCAAAUAUUUGAUGCUUGGGAGCAUGUAAAUUCUGAGGCUAUUCAGACCCCGCUAGAGGUUUUUAAAGGUUUGGAGGAAGAUGGUUUUCCUAUCAAGUAUGCUCGUGUACCCAUAACGGAUGGUAAAGCUCCCAAAAGUUCUGACUUUGACACAUUGGCUAUUAAUAUUGCUUCUGCUUCCAAGGACACUGCUUUUGUUUUCAAUUGCCAGAUGGGUAGAGGAAGGACAACCACAGGUACGGUAAUUGCUUGCCUUUUGAAACUCCGAAUUGACUAUGGGAGACCUAUCAAAAUCCUGGUUGACAAUAUUACCCUUGAAGAGGUGGAUGGUGGUAGCUCAAGUGGUGACGAAACUGGAGGUAGUAGUGUUGCAGCAACCUCCAGUGUUACAAAUUUUAGAAAUGAAAAGGAGCAAAGCCGUGUAUUCGGCAUGAAUGACAUCCUCUUGUUGUGGAAAAUAACAAGAUUAUUUGAUAAUGGGGUGGAAUGCCGGGAGGCCUUAGAUGCUAUUAUAGAUAGAUGUUCUGCUCUACAGAACAUACGUCAAGCUGUUCUGCAUUACAGAAAGGUAUUCAAUCAACAACAUGUGGAGCCAAGGGUAAGGAGGGUGGCACUAAAUCGUGGUGCUGAGUACUUGGAGCGCUACUUCCGUUUAAUUGCUUUUGCAGCAUACUUAGGAAGUGAAGCAUUUGAUGGAUUUUGUGGGCAAGGAGAAUCUAGGAUGACGUUUAAGAAUUGGUUGCAUCAGAGACCAGAGGUUCAAGCAAUGAAAUGGAGCAUAAGACUAAGACCUGGACGCUUUUUUACUGUCCCUGAGGAGUUGAGAGCACCACAUGAGUCCCAACAUGGAGAUGCUGUCAUGGAGGCCAUUGUCAAGGCCCGUAAUGGUUCUGUUUUGGGGAAAGGUUCUAUACUUAAAAUGUAUUUCUUUCCAGGUCAAAGGACGUCUAGUCACAUUCAAAUCCAUGGUGCACCACAUGUUUAUAAGGUGGAUGGAUAUCCUGUGUAUAGCAUGGCUACACCAACAAUUCCUGGUGCCAAAGAGAUGUUGGCAUAUUUAGGUGCCAAACCCAAGGCAGAAGGAUCUGCUGCUCGGAAAGUGGUUUUAAUUGAUCUGAGAGAAGAAGCAGUUGUCUACAUUAAUGGCACACCAUUUGUCCUACGGGAGCUAAACAAACCUGUUGAUACACUCAAGCAUGUGGGAAUCACAGGCCCAGUGGUGGAACACAUGGAAGCACGACUAAAAGAAGAUAUACUAUCUGAGGUCAGGCAGUCUGGUGGCCGUAUGCUUUUACACCGUGAAGAAUAUAGCCCGGCAUUGAACCAGUCCAGUGUCAUAGGAUACUUAGAAAACAUCUUUGCAGAUGAUGUUAAGACACCGGCUGAAGUAUAUGCCGCUCUGAAAGAUGAGGGUUAUAAUAUUGCAUACAGGAGAAUACCAUUAACUAGAGAAAGAGAGGCUUUAGCGUCUGAUGUGGAUGCAAUUCAAUACUGCAUAGAUGACUCUGCAGGGUGUUACCUUUUUGUAUCACACACAGGGUUUGGAGGAGUUGCAUAUGCAAUGGCUAUUAUUUGUAUCAGAACUGGUGCAGAAACAAAUUCCCUACCAAAGGAUCCACAACCAUUGGUUGGAACAAACCUCAUGUGUACACCUGAAGAGGAUUUGCCUUCUCGAGCUUCUGAUGAAGAAGUUCUGAGGAUGGGUGACUACCGGGACAUACUAAGCCUUACAAGAGUUCUUGUGUACGGCCCUAAGAGCAAAGCAGACGUUGACAUUGUUAUUGAAAGGUGCGCAGGCGCGGGACAUCUGCGAGAUGACAUUCUUUAUUAUAGUAAGGAACUCAAAAAGUUCCCUGAUGCUGAUGACGAGCAACGAGCAUAUCUCAUGGACAUGGGGAUCAAAGCAUUAAAGCGUUACUUUUUCCUUAUCACAUUUAGGUCCUACCUUUACUGCACUUGUGCGGCUGAUAUAAAGUUCACAUCAUGGAUGGACGCGAGGCCUGAACUAGGACAUCUAUGUAAUAACCUUAGGAUUGAUAAAUGAGUGUAAAAUAAAUUUUUGUGCAGUUGGCAAUACAUUGCCAGUCAUGAUUUUCAUCUCUCCCUUGUUUUGUCUCUGAUCGUAUCACCCUGCAGUGGCAUCACUGGUAUGCAUGCAAGUGGUCGAUAGCCCUGUGGUGGUUUGGGCCUUCGAAUUUGUCCCACUGCACCUGUUUCAAAACUUUCCCCCUUAAAACUAGUGUGCAGUCCUGAAUGAUACGAUAUAAAACGAUCUGGCAUUCAAUUUCAGCCUUAGGCUCUGAAUGCUGGGCAAAUUUAAGAGGUUAUUUCAGUUGUGCACAUGCAUAGGGAUGACGAAAGUCCCUGAUCCAAGGGAGAAGGGAGUGUUUAGAACUCGGGAACGGCUUCUGUGCUAGUUUUUGAAGAGUAAAUCAGGAUGCUUAUAUUGAGGCUGAUGCAUGCAUCAUGUAUGUGACAUUAUUAUCUCAUGAAAUUCCAAUGCAUAAUGCCUUUGAUA